AUGGAGGGCGACACCGCAAAGACAUUGAAGCCCAAGGAGAAGAAGAAGGUUGAGAAAAGGAAGAAGAUGGAGAAGCUGCAGAAGUUUCUCGCCGAGUCGAAGAUGCAAGUGCGCGAGCCUCCAAAAGGCUCUGAAUGCCACCCGACAGGAGCUCUGCCUCUUCGAGCUGCGUUGGUGGGCGAGAGCAGGGCAAAGUUCGAGCUUCUGUCCCAAAAGGCCUCCGCCCUGGACCUGGAUGCAGUCAUCGCCCGCCUCGUCGAGAAGGGGGACUACAAAGCCGAGAAGGCGAAGAGGGCCGCUGAUGAGUACCGGAAGUUCCUCGUGUUGAUGGGCAUGGGGAAGACACCCUUGGCCUCCAAGAUGGUCCUUGAUGCCUGGCAGGCCCACGUCAUGCCGCCAGCCCUGAAAACAGAGUUGGUUUCCUCGGUAGGCAUCGCCAGGUACACGAAGAUGUACGAGCAGGAUUGCGCGACGGUCUUCGGCCACUUCUUGGAGCACGACCCCCUCAACCAGCAAAUGGACGAGGGCCGUCUGGAGCAAACGAAGCAGCAGAUUUGCGACUACUUCGGCAGGGUCGACCCACUUGUUUGGGCCAAGCCCUCGAAGGCAUCGAAACCAGUCGCUUUGUCCCAGAGCACGGACAUCGCUGAGGCAGCCCAGGCCACGAUGGAGGCGUGGCUGGACCACAUCAACGACAAAAUUCAGCUGCGUCAUGAGCUUGUGACAGAGGACGUGCACUUGAUGGUGCUUUCACAGCACCUCGACAGAGCGGUGGGCCAGGCCGGACAGACUGACGUCAGUGUGACCACUGCUGCCAUGGAGUCUUGGAUGCAGAGCCUGAACGAGCCCGAUCCCAAAGAAGCUCUCCUGGCGUCCGACGCACGCCUGGUCCUGGUGGCGCAGAACGUCCUAGGGGAUCCGAUCGUAUACCAGGGAAAGGCUGAGGUGAUGAACUUCUUCCAGGGCUAUGAGCAUGCUGUCGGGGCUCGAGAGUUCCUGUCUGUGGACGGAGGUGCCUUCAUGAUCGAGGUUUCGCACGGCAUGCCCCACCCGCGCAUGGGAAUCCUGAUUUUCGAGGUGAACCCCGACGGCAAGAUCCAGAACAUCAAGGUCUGGACGGGCGACCUGCGGGACGACACUGCAGACUUGGACGACAGCGGCUUGACAGGCGUCGCAAGCCUGGCGCAGAGGGCGGGCACGACUGAGCACACAGAGUGCCGGCAAUCGGGGAGCCAACCGUCGCUCGAGCAGAUGCGCAGGUUCAACGCCUCUGCCGAGAAGGUCAAAGCGCUGGAUAUGGCCGCCGUGGUGGCCGUCCUGGUGCAGAGGGACGGCUACUCGCCUACGAAGGCAGCAGAGCUUGCAGAGGAGUACCGCAAAUACUUGGCCCUGGUGGGCACCGGCCUGCAGCCAGUGCCGUCGAAGAAGGUGGAUGAUGCCUGGCACGCCCACAUCCUGAACACCAAGAACUAUGCCGCGGACACGCAGGCGCUCUUCGGCCACUUCCUCCAUCACGAGCCGGCCAACCUUCUCCUAAACGAGCAGGGCCUGCAGGAGCAGAAAUCCUCCAUGGACAACAUGUUCGUGAGCACCAAGAUGCAGAUUUGCGACUUCUAUGGUCGCGUGAACGAGGACGCAUGGGCCAAGGAGGAUGUGGCACUUU
Molecule: messenger RNA, 1663 nt
Organism: Symbiodinium sp. CCMP2456
Lineage: Eukaryota; Dinophyceae; Suessiales; Symbiodiniaceae
Source: the annotation of a GenBank genome assembly